CGUUUUACAUAGAGUUGAAGCAAAAGCUUGUGGAAUUCUAAGAUUAUCACCUGAACAAUAUAUUAAUUCUAAGCUGAUUAUUCUUACGGCUGCAAAAGAAUAUAAAGAAAGGUCCAUUCCAUUUAGAAAAGUAGACGCACAAAGAUUGGUUAGAAUAGACGUGAAUAAAGCUUGUAAACUUUGGGAAUUCUUUUCACAAGCUGGAUGGAUUCACAAUUAA
Molecule: messenger RNA, 220 nt
Organism: Racocetra persica
Lineage: Eukaryota; Fungi; Glomeromycota; Glomeromycetes; Diversisporales; Gigasporaceae
Source: the annotation of a GenBank genome assembly